Molecule: messenger RNA, 2378 nt
Organism: Dipodomys spectabilis (banner-tailed kangaroo rat)
Lineage: Eukaryota; Metazoa; Chordata; Mammalia; Rodentia; Heteromyidae
Gene: G6pd
Product: glucose-6-phosphate dehydrogenase
Exons: 13
Coding region: 86-1741 (551 amino acids)
Biological process (GO): glucose metabolic process; pentose-phosphate shunt, oxidative branch
Cellular component (GO): cytosol
Molecular function (GO): NADP binding; glucose-6-phosphate dehydrogenase activity
Source: RefSeq, a predicted model, not a curated record
UUUCGUGGUGUGGACCGAGGACCCGCCCCACGCGCCUCUCCUGAGGCGGGUCAGCUCAGUCUAAGCGCCCGCCCUCACGCAUUAAAUGAGCCGGCGGGCCAGAGCCCCCGGAAACAGCCGUGCACUCCGGGGUGGUGAGCGACGCGAUCAGCAGCAACCAGUCGCAGGAGCCUUUCUUCCACCAGAGAGCACCAUGGAGAAGCAGGUGGCCCUGAGCCGGACCCAGGUGUGUGGAAUCCUGCGGGAAGAGCUGUACCAGGGCAAUGCAUUCCACCAGACUGAUACACACAUAUUUAUCAUCAUGGGUGCAUCGGGUGAUCUGGCCAAGAAGAAGAUUUACCCUACCAUCUGGUGGCUGUUUCGAGAUGGCCUCCUGCCAGAAGACACCUUCAUCGUGGGCUUUGCCCGCUCUUCCCUCACAGUGGAUGACAUCCGCAAGCAGAGUGAACCCUUCUUCAAAGCCACUCCAGAAGAGAGGCCCAAGCUAGAAGAAUUCUUUGCCCGCAACUCCUACGUAUCUGGCCAAUACAAUGACCCAGCCUCCUACCAGGACCUCAAUAGCCACAUCAAUGCUCUCCACCCGGGGUCACAGGCCAAUCGCCUCUUCUACCUGGCCUUGCCUCCUACGGUCUAUGAAGCUGUCACCAAGAACAUCAGUGAGACCUGCAUGAGCCAGACAGGUUGGAACCGCAUCAUUGUGGAAAAGCCGUUCGGGAGAGACCUGCAGAGCUCUGACCAGCUGUCCAACCACAUCUCGUCCCUGUUCCGUGAGGACCAGAUCUACCGCAUCGACCACUACCUGGGCAAGGAGAUGGUGCAGAACCUCAUGGUGCUGAGAUUUGCCAACAGAAUUUUUGGCCCUAUCUGGAACCGGGACAACAUUGCCUGCGUGAUCCUCACCUUCAAAGAGCCCUUUGGCACUGAGGGCCGGGGGGGCUACUUCGAUGAAUUUGGAAUCAUCAGGGACGUGAUGCAGAACCACCUGCUGCAGAUGCUGUGUCUGGUGGCCAUGGAGAAGCCCGCUUCCACCGAUUCGGAUGAUGUCCGGGAUGAGAAGGUCAAGGUGUUGAAGUGUAUCUCUGAGGUGAAGGCUGACAACGUGGUCCUGGGCCAGUACGUGGGGAAUCCCAGCGCAGAAGGAGAAGCCGCCAAAGGCUACCUCGACGACCCCACCGUGCCUCUCGGCUCUACCACCGCCACCUUCGCUGCUGUCGUUCUCUAUGUGGAGAAUGAGCGGUGGGAUGGGGUGCCCUUCAUCCUUCGUUGCGGCAAAGCUCUGAAUGAGCGCAAGGCAGAGGUGAGGCUGCAGUUCCACGACGUGGCGGGUGACAUCUUCCACCAGCAGUGCAAGCGCAACGAGCUGGUCAUCCGCGUGCAACCCAACGAGGCCGUGUACACCAAGAUGAUGACCAAGAAGCCCGGCAUGUUCUUCAACCCCGAGGAGUCGGAGCUGGACCUGACCUAUGGCAACAGAUACAAGAACGUCAAGCUCCCUGAUGCCUAUGAGCGCCUCAUCCUGGACGUCUUCUGUGGCAGCCAGAUGCACUUUGUGCGCAGCGACGAGCUCCGGGAGGCCUGGAGGAUCUUCACUCCCCUACUGCACAAGAUUGACAGCGAGAAGCCGCAGCCCAUCCCCUAUGUGUAUGGGAGCCGCGGCCCCACAGAGGCAGACGACUUGAUGAAGAGAGUAGGCUUCCACUAUGAGGGUACCUACAAGUGGGUGAACCCCCACAAGCUCUGAGCCCUGGACACCACCCCACCCCACCCGCGCUCCCCUCAGCCACACUGUGUCUGUCCUUCCUGCCACUGACCCCACAUUGGGAAGACUUUGGGACCAUUGGCCUGAGCCUCACAUUCCUGCCCUGGGCUCCGGCCACCACUGUGCCCCUCUCUGCUGCUGCUGCCACGGAAGCCCCACUGCACUCCUCCAGAGCCAAGCGCCAGCCUCGCCGGGAUGCGCGGGACUCCCGCAAGCCCUAGCUGAGCCACCUACCUCCCAGUCACCCCAGCCCCCCUCAUUCCGGCCCCCACAGAAGACCCCCCGCAGAAGGAAGAGCGGCAGCCUGAGCUGAGGGACUGUGGGGAGGGGGCCGGGGCAAAGCACUCCCCAGUGCCCAUUGGCCCGUGCCUCACAACGCACAAGUGUACCAGCGGAGCCACGCUGCCCGGUGCACGCAACAUUCCUGGCGAGCAGCUGGACGGGAUGCCGUGCUGCCUAACGGUGUCUUAGCCCCAGACAGCUGCUCCCCACAAACUCUACUCCACGCCCUCCCUCACUCCACCCAUGGGCAGCCUCCCUUCCGCACACAACGCAGAAGCAGUAGCUAUGGCCCCUACCUCAACCCUCGCCAUUAAAUCCUUCAGCAGCCCGCCUGUCC